Rosa chinensis is the source of this 4838-nucleotide messenger RNA. RefSeq lists its product as uncharacterized. The transcript is spliced from 12 exons. The record is from RefSeq and is a predicted model, not a curated record. Lineage: Eukaryota; Viridiplantae; Streptophyta; Magnoliopsida; Rosales; Rosaceae. The coding region runs from base 341 to 4522 and encodes 1393 amino acids.
ACAUGUUCAUGUGGUUCUUGCCUGAAAGCUACAUUUGGGACCCUCUUGCUGGGAAAGAUAGGGCUUUUAUAUUCAAGUCGAUUGAAUUUGUGGGAUAGACAAGGGAGAGAUUCCUGCAAGCGCGUUUUGAUUGAUUCGAUAAAAAAGGAUUUAGGAUUGGACCGACGAUUGUCUCCAACGAGCAGUCUCUCUCGAUCAGCCUUGCGCAGAUUGUUACGAAACCAGAGCCACGUGCUAUCUGUAUCUGUUAAAGAAAGCAUUCUUCAUAUGAGAGGCGACUCUGGGGGAUACACUUUGUGCUGUUCUUCCCUGUGCUUUUCUGCAUCUUAGUGGAGCUCUUAUGGGGUCAAAGGCUGUUGAAGUUUCUGAUGAAACCUGUCAUGUUAGCGGGGCGAAUCAGUAUUCUGUCAAUGUGAGUGAUAAUUUGUCUUCUUUCAAGAGCAAGGCAUGUGACAGUUUACAGCAUACCACCAGUGAGACAAGUAACCUACUUAGUGUCAAUUCGAGUUAUGAUUCUUUGUCUGAAAAUGCUGAAAGCAGAGCACCCCUAAGGUUUUCUAAUACUUCUGAUGAUUUAGAAGGUGUUGAGAAACUUCCAAAUACAUACAUUGAUUCUAAAGUUGUUCAAGUUCAUGAGGAUAACAUAUCAUGUGUAAGUAAAGCGAAUGAUACAAAUACAGCAUUCAGUAAUCAUAACAGGAAUGUAGAGAGGAAGAACCUUGCUUGUAGUUUAGCUUCAGUCGGUAGUGUAGGCCCUGAAGAAUUUGGAAAGCCACCCAAUUCAGUCUUCUUGGAGAUUCCUCAUUUGAAAAAUCCAAGUUCUGGCAGUGGCAGAUCGAAGGAGAGAGUGCCAGAAUUCUCUGGACUUAUGGACUCAUCAUUAACAAAAGAAGCAAUUACUAGCCAGAAAUUUGCAUCUUAUAAAGGUUUGGAGGCCUCUACAAAAAUUUGUCCAAAGUUUGAAGCAGAGACCAGUGAUGAUGGCCAAGACUCAAAACAGGAAGCUUUGAAAUUUUCAGAUCAUGGUGAACAGGAUAUUAAGUCUAGUCAGGUGGUUGGCGCAGCUGCUAUGCAGCCUUUGCAAUCCGUCAAUGGUGAUGACAGUGAUGAAUCUGAUAUUGUGGAGCAUGAUGUAAAGGUAUGUGAUAUUUGUGGGGACGCAGGUCGUGAAGAAUCACUUGCCACUUGUAGUAGAUGCAGCGAUGGUGCAGAACACAUCUAUUGCAUGCGAAAAAUGCUUCGGAGAGUUCCUAAAGGUGACUGGUUGUGUGAGGAAUGCAAGUUCACUGAGCAAACUGAAAACCAGAAGCAAGGUACAGAUUUAGAUGGAAACAGAAUGAAGAAAGCCAUCUUGAGUACCCAGCUCUCUAAUAAGAGACGUGCAGACAAUACAGAAGCGGCUCCUCCUUCUAAAAGGCAGACUCUUGAGACUCGGGUGGGAUCACCAAAGCCGCCCAGCCCUAAGAGAACAGUUGCAUUAUCACGUGAGUCUUCAUUCAAGAGUAUGGAUAAGGAUAAGUUGAAGUCCGCUUAUCAGACUUCUCUGUCCACUAAUGAUGUAUCAGAAGCUACACGCUCUCCAACAACCGGUCCUCGGCUUCACACAGCGAAGGGUGCCUUGUUAAAGUCAAAUUCCUUCAACAUGUAUACCAAAGCAAAGGUUAAACUUGUAGACAACAUUGUUCCUCAGAAGCAGAAGGGGUCUAAAGAGCAUGGUACUCUUGAUAUGAAGGAGAGGACAGCCAGAAUGAUGGGCAAAUCUGUGUCAUUCAGAUCUCCUGACUCGGGGCGUUCCAAUGUGUCCGAUUCAAAAGUUAAAAUGCUUUCAUCAAAAUUUAACCCUCUUCAAGAUCUAAAAGGAAUGAAACAACUAAAAGAGCGGAGCACAGUUGAAAGAAAAAAUUUGUCUAAACUAGAACGUCCUCCAGUUAGUUUGAUAACAUCAAGUGCUAUUGUUUCAACACCUAAGGUUGACCAAGCAUCCCGUGGUGAUACCAGUUUGCUUUCAUCUGUGAGCAACCUUCGAGAGCAUAAGGCUCAGCUAUCUGAUGGAAAAUUAAAUACGUCAUCAAAAGCAAUAAGUAGUCUAACUCGUAAAGGUGUUGAAACUCAAAGUUCUCCAGGUGGUUCUUCACCUAUUAGUGGAAUGUGUAGUGCUGCUUCUGAAGAAAAGUCGAACCAAGUUAUCUCUAACAAUGAACCUUUAUCCAGCUAUUCUCAGCCUGUUGAGAAAUUACCUGCUGAUGAUGAAGGGAAAUUAGAAGAUACACUUCGAUCAUGGGAAAUGACAAAUCAGACUGAUAAAACCAGGGAGACCUCUGUUCGCAGUAGGCCGAUUGUUGCAGCUAGUUCAAAAAGUCUUUUCUGUUCAAUUUGUAAGGAGAUUGGUCAUACUGCUGAAUCUUGCAAAAGCGGGAUUUCACAGGCUAGUGUUACUGAUGUUUCUUCUCCAAGAAGUUACAGGGAGGAGGUGCCAAGAGAUAGUAGGUUGAAAGAUGCAAUUCACGCAGCUUUGCUUAGAAAGCCUGAAAUAUACAAAAAGAAAACAUUGCCAGAUCAAUCUGAUGAAUUGUCCGCAUCCAACAUGGAAUCAAGUUCUGAAGUAGCUUCUCCAGAGUUUGUAUCAAAUAUGUUGAAUAAUAACACAUAUACUGAAGGAUCACAUGAUGGAGAAGCAAUUCCUGGGAGUUCUACUUCCGAUUUCUACAAGAAUACAUUACAGCCCGCUAAUUCUGUGAUUCCUUCCAGGGUGGUAGACUCUGGUUCUGUUCUUCCUUCUUUUGGGAAGUCAACAAUGAGAGAUUUGCAGAGACAGGCUUCAGUGGGGAUGUCUGUUCUUAUGAAGACAACAGCCAUUCCAGAAUAUGAAUACAUCUGGCAGGGCAGCUUUGAACUGCAAAGAGGUGGAAAUAUUCUGGAUCUAUGCGGUGGCAUUCAAGCUCAUUUAUCGACUUGUGCAUCACCAAAAGUACUUGAAGUGGUGAACAAAUUUCCGCACAAAGUUCCUCUGAAAGAAGUACCUCGUUUAUGUGUAUGGCCAGCACAAUUUCAUCAAAGUGGUGUUAGAGAGGACAAUAUAGCACUUUACUUCUUUGCCAAAGAUCUUGAGAGUUAUGAAAGGAACUACAAGAUCCUUAUAGAUGCAAUGAUCAAGAAUGAUUUAGCCCUCAAAGGAAGGUUUGGUGGGGUUGAACUUCUGAUACUCCCUUCAAAUCAGCUUCCUGAGAAAUCACAACGUUGGAAUAUGCUUUAUUUCUUAUGGGGUGUGUUCAGGGAGACAAGGGUGCAUUACAUAGAUUCUACUAGAAAAUUAGAUGUUCCUGGCUUGAAUGAUGUCUCAUUGGACAAUGACACUCCCACUGUGAUGGCUUUAUCCAAGAACCUGCACGUUCCCGAGCAUAUAGGUGCAGCUGACAGGUUGUCUGGUGCAGCCUCUGCAUCCAAGUCCCCAGAGCCUGUGGUUCUUACGGUUAGCAAGGAUCUUGAGAGCAAAGAUACGUAUCCGGAAGAGAUGUGUUUUGGUUCAAAAGAGAACUUGGUGCUACAGGAUAGUAGGGUUGACUCCGAAUACACAACAAACAAUGCAGGCUUGUCUGGAGGAGUUAAACGCACCACUCCUUCACUGCAAGAAGUUUGCCUUCGAGAGAGCAGACUAGACACCGUAGGGCCUGUUGGUAUGCAGAGAAUUGCAGAUAGAAAGAACAUGGUUGGUAUCCCAGGAGGUGAUGAGGAGGUGAUUUUGGAAAAAGUGAAAAUAGACAGGGAUGAAUUUAAACAAGUGAAGGAGCUGAAGAGAGAGGAUGGAUCUAAAGAAAUGGAAACAGCUUUUGUGAGAGACUUGACAACAAGAGUCAACUCUUGUCAGUCUAAUAAUAGAAUACAUCCCCAUAUAGAUCUGUCAGAGCCAGCAGCUUCUUCCACCACAAAUCAAGAAAUGCCAUGGAAUGUUGUGAAUACUAUGCAAAGAGAUGGACAGAGUGAUAGUAAGAAGCCAAAACUAGAUACUAGUGAACUACAUGGUUUUAGUACUUCAAAGUCUGUUCUUUCUACUUCAGAAGAGGAGAUGAAUUGUCCUGAAGCAUGUGAUGAAAAAGUUAUUCCAGAGGACUUGGGAACUACUGAAAGGCACUUCUUUCCUGUGGAAUCAAGGAAUGUCCAGGAUUUUCAGAUGGACAACAACUCUCUGCCAUGGAAAAAUUUCUCGUCAGGAAAUGAGGAUAAGUCUGACGGGUUUCCAAGUCUCGAGCUUGCUCUCAGGGCAGAAACAAAACCACCAAGUAAGGGAAAUCUGCCUUUCUUUGUCGGGUUAGGUGGUGAGAGAGAUAACCAGGAUAGGUCUUUAGUAAAAACACUUGGUGAGAAAGAGGAUGAUGUCUCUGCUUCACUUUCACUCUCGCUUUCUUUCCCCUUCCCAGACAAGGAACAACCUGUGAAACCUGUUACAAAAUCUGAGCAACUUCUGCCUGAAAGGCACCACGUGAAUACAUCACUGCUUCUGUUUGGGCGCUUUCCAGAAAAAUAGAAGGACAGUGAAUUUUGCACCAUGUAUCCUAGUGUGACUCUGCAUGUCGAUGACCUUGCUCGGGAGCCAGAAACCUCCAUUUCCUUUGUUCAUAUCUCCUAUAGGAUACUCACAGUUUUCUUUAUUAUGCUCCCAUUUUGUUAGUGUUUUGUCUCUCUGGUUUCUGAGUAUGUUAUUAUAACGGCUGUUUGUACAUAUAAGAGAAUGGAAGCCGAAUGUCACUAGGCUAAACAACGUGACGCCAACUUUUAAGAUUUGAGGUUAAUUGGUAUCCAUUAGAAUUUAAAUUACCAUAAAGAACAUGUUUGGAGCCUUC